Messenger RNA from Syngnathus typhle (broad-nosed pipefish), 1539 nucleotides. RefSeq names its product kelch domain-containing protein 1-like. The transcript is spliced from 13 exons. Gene Ontology annotation, molecular function: protein binding. Lineage: Eukaryota; Metazoa; Chordata; Actinopteri; Syngnathiformes; Syngnathidae. The record is from RefSeq and is a predicted model, not a curated record. Bases 158 to 1345 code for a protein of 395 amino acids.
UAGCCUUACUUUGAAAGGACUCACGCCGGAUAUGGCGUAUUAUUUUGAGACUGUUUUUUUCACGCAGGAUUCUGUCAGACCCCGGCAGUCGAUGUCAUGUUACGUUUUCAAUACAUUCCUGCUUCAAUAACAUGAGACAGAACACCGCCUGGCUGUCAUGGAAUUGUCGCUGUUGGUGAGACGCUCGGAACUGGUGGCCCGAGAGCGCAGCGGCCACACGGCAGUGGUGGAGGGCAACCUGCUCUAUGUAUGGGGAGGCUACAUGUCUGUAGAUGAGGACGAAGUGUUCCUACCCAAUGAUGAAUUCUGGGUGUACGACCUCGUACAAGGAGAAUGGCAAGUAUUCCAUAUGACAGGGGAAGUCCCACCAUCCAUGUCAGGUGCCUGCAGCUGUUCCCUAAAUGGGCACAUGUAUAUAUUUGGAGGUUGUGAUGACAAUGGCCAGACCAAUCAGAUCUAUCGCGUCAACCUGGCAGGCGAUCAUUACGCAUGGACCAAAGUGGUGCACCGCGUUGGUUCGGCGCCAUCGCCUCGAGACAAACUGUCCUGCUGGGUUUACAAAAGAAGGAUAAUCUACUUUGGAGGAUAUGGUCACAAAUUGCUAGCAGAGGUUGACAGAAGAAACAGGAGCUUCAUUGUAGAUGAUUUAUCGGAGGACAUUGUGUGGGGCUGGAAUAAUGAGGUUCACAUAUUCGACCCCACACAAUCCAGUUGGACUCGCCCUCAAACACACGGCCGUGCUCCGGCCCCCCGAGCCGCCCAGGCCUGUACCAUGCUCGGAAAUCGGGGAUACAUUUGUGGCGGACGAGUUAAGGAAACUCGAACGAAUGACAUUCACUGCUUGGACUUUGACUCCUGGACGUGGUCAGAAAUAGUUCCUGUAUCCAGCGUUCCGGUGGGCAGGUCAUGGCAUUCGCUCACAGCGGCGUCUGACAACACUUUGUUUUUAUUUGGAGGUCUCAGCAUGGACUGCAAACCUAUGAGCGACGCCUGGCUCUUUGACGUGCCGACAAAGAGAUGGAGAGAAGUUCAACAUCCUUUUAAGAACAAGCCAAGGUUGUGGCACACGGCCUGUCCCGGCAAGGACUCCGAUGUCAUUGUGUUUGGAGGCAGCUGUGAUUACAUCCUCCUUUUUGACACUGGACACUGCAAUGAUGCACUCGUCUUCCAGAUGGCGCCAUAUCCACUCUUCAGGAUUUGCGAGGACUACAUCGCAAAGGAGGCAAGCGAGAACGACCUGCUCCGAAAGCAGGUUCCACUUCUUCCUCCUAGAUUGUGCGCAGCGGUGCAUAGGAGAAUGUCUUUCUACAGGCUUUCAAAGAAACAACACACGCAAGUUCUGUGAAUGCCAACUAUAAUGCAGUUUAUUUGUAAUUUCUUUCCUCACACGGUACUGUGCUUUAUUCUUAACGCUGAAACAAAUAUGUCUUAUGUUUUAAAUACAUGUUGAGAAUUAUAUUUUUAUUGUACAAAUGUGAAAAUGUUACUGCGCCGUUCACCUGCUCUCAUUGUGGCGAUUAAAUAGCACGUGACAAAAUG